This is a messenger RNA of Mucor mucedo, 830 nucleotides long. RefSeq lists its product as uncharacterized. Lineage: Eukaryota; Fungi; Mucoromycota; Mucoromycetes; Mucorales; Mucoraceae. The transcript is spliced from 4 exons. Bases 1 to 729 code for a protein of 242 amino acids. The record is from RefSeq and is a predicted model, not a curated record.
AUGUUAAGUUUGUUAUUUCAAAAACAGGCCUGGGGCAGCACGAGGCUUUUUCAAAGCGCAGCGAAGGUCAAAUUUUUACCGAAACGGAGGUUUGGUUUGAAAAAGCCUCGUUUGGUGAUCAAUUACCGACUCCUGUUUCCUCUCCCCACUUCACAUCCUGCUCCAAUUAUCCUAAACUCUUUGAUUAUGGAUAAUCGAUUCGACCCGGAUUUUGACGAAGUCAUUGUCAUGGACAAAAGUGUAAUGAAGGUAGCCUCCACGUCUAAACCACCAUGGACGGUAAUCAAGAAGACCUCAUCAGAACCAGCCGUUGCCACAAGUACUCCUAAACCUAUCUCUAUUUACCGAAAUAACAAGAUUAACGUUGAUAAUUGUCGGAACCAAAGAUUGCGAAUCAAGGGCCAAGCUAAGAAGAUUCAAGCUAUAGUCACCAACCUGAAGGAAGAAUUAGCACGAUUAGUAAGUUUAGAGGUAAAGGCAACGGAAAGAACGCGAAGAGCAGACGAAUGCUGGAUGCACGGUGUUAUCAAGCCAGCUCUUUGUUAUUUACAUAAAUCCAGAAACAAGCCUACGACUACUAGUGAACGAGAUAUUUAUAUCUACUCUCGAUUCCGUACUAUUCAAGAACUCACCAAAGAUACUCCCUCAUUAUCUCAUCGUUUAGCUAAACGGCUGUCUCGAGCUGACACGUGGACGUCGGCCCUAUUCAAUCCCAUUUACGAUAAAUGAGGACUCCGUCAUGAGUAUAAACUGUCAAAUUCUAUUGUUACUUUUUUUUCCCCUUGUGGUUUUUCCCAUUUUUUUUCUUUUCUCUUUUUCUCUUUUUCUCU